This is a messenger RNA of Maylandia zebra (zebra mbuna), 3559 nucleotides long. Its product is annotated as leucine-rich repeat-containing protein 24. Gene Ontology annotation, molecular function: protein binding. NCBI's taxonomy places the organism in Eukaryota, Metazoa, Chordata, Actinopteri, Cichliformes, Cichlidae. The record is from RefSeq and is a predicted model, not a curated record.
UGUGACGGUGAGCGUAAUGAAAAUGUCCACGGUUUCCACGGAAUGCAGAUUUACGCACUACGUUAGCGUGAGAUGGCAAUCUGCAGGCGAACGACCACAGAUUCUUACACAGAUGAGUUUGAUGCACAACAUUUAUCACGAAGACUUUGCUGUGAUUAACGUGUGCAGGAGACGCUUUUGUGCUUCUUGCGGAGCACUGCUGACUCGACGAUCGUCCUGAGGAGCAGCAGCGUGGGGUAAAUGGAUGGGAGGGUUCACUGGGAGUGACGAAUGAAUGAACAGCUGGAUGAUGGCAUUCAACAAAGACAUGAUCUGAACCGCACUGCACUGAUUUGCACUUAGUGCUACACUAUCAAACCUGCCAUAAUAUUUCGCUGCUGGCUCCCGUCUUUUGUUGACAUCAUAAGCGUGUGUGCGACGGCCCGCGGUCCUCUGCAAACUGUCGAUUUUUUCCUCCCCUCUUCUACUUUCAUUUAUUUGAGGCAAAUUAUUAGAACCGUCUGCUAAGAAGGAAUAAGAAGACGUCGUGCAGGUCGGACGUCCUUUUCUGGGUCUCCCACGUCCUUCCCCAACGAGAUAAACCCAGUUCAUGCUGCAGCAGCCCUGUAGUUACACAGUAGAGGACGUUUACAGGCGAGCAGCAGCAGCAGAGUGAAGUGGCCUUGAUGUUUUAUCUCUUGACGUGAUGGCUGUGUUUUUGGUGCUUCUUCUCUCCACGCUCCUCCUGUCUCUACACUCCACUCCUCUACGAGCCUCUCCUUCCUGCCCUGUGGGCUGUCGCUGCUACAGCCUCACUGUGGAGUGUGGCUCCACAGGACUGAGGGACAUCCCCAAAUACAUCCCUUUAACCAUACAGACCAUCUUUCUCCAGGACAAUGUGAUUGGUCAGAUCCGUCGACAGGACCUCACCAUGCUGAAGCACCUGCACUAUUUGUACCUGCAGAACAACACCAUCUCAGCCGUGGAGCCUGGCUCUUUCCAGAGCCUCGGUCAGUUAUUGGAGCUAGCACUGAAUGGAAACCGCAUCCAUUUGGUGACAGCUGACAUGUUUCAGGGACUCGAACAUCUACGCAUUCUGUACCUGGCACGAAACGACAUCACACGGCUGCUGGACUACACCUUCCGUGGCCUACCGCGUCUGCAGGAGCUCCACUUACAGCAUAAUAGUAUAGAGACGUUAGCCGACCAGGCUUUAGUUGGUUUGACUUCUCUGGCUCUGCUGGACCUGAGUAGGAAUAACCUCCACACAAUUGGCCCUGCAACACUGCGACCUCUAGUGAGCCUGCAGGUCCUGCGUAUCACAGAUAAUCCAUGGCGCUGUGACUGUGCGUUGCACUGGCUGAGGACCUGGAUUGAUGAAGAGGGUCAGCGUCUGCUUAGCUCUGCAGAACGUCGACUAGUUUGCAUCGAGCCACCACGCCUGUCCCAUCUGAGCUUGGUGGAGGUUCCUCUCAACAGCUUGGUCUGUAUCCCUCCCUUGGUGCAGCUGGAGCCCAAGAGGCUUGCAGUGCAUCUGGGAGAGAGCCUCAGGGUGUCGUGCCAUGCCACUGGUUAUCCUCGGCCACAGGUGACCUGGAGGAAAGCUUCCCAGGGUAAAGUAGUCCUUUCUCCCAGAGGCCUGGUUCAGGAGUUGGAUGCAGGUGGAGGUGGAAUGGGAGGAGCAGAGGAGCCCUCGCAGGAAGGCAGAGUCAGUCUCCAGAAGGCUAAUGGCGAACUCUUUGACCCCGACACUGGCAGUGGCAUGUUGUUUCUCAGUAAUGUAACUGUGGCUCAUGCAGGCUUCUAUGAAUGUGAAGCAUGGAACGCAGGAGGUGUGGCUAGAGUCACCUUUCAACUUGCCAUCAACUCAUCAACAUCCUCCUCAUCUUCUUCCUCCAUCUGGGCUUCAUGGUCCCAGGUGUCUCUACCAUACUCACCUGCCUGGCCUCGACUGAGGAGCCACGGUCCUGCUUUGGGCUCAGAUGUAAGCCGGGAACCCCUGUAUGCUCUGGGCAGCAUGGCCUUCAGUGCUCUGGGAGCUGCCACUCAGACUGCCAUUGCUGUGGGCAUCUCACUGCUGACUUUGACUGCUCUGCUGCUAGUCGCCAUGAUCUACAGUCGACAUCACCAACGGGACAAAGAGGCUGAUGGGGCUGAAAAGGAGGAGAGCAUCUUGUAUGUGAAUGACUACUCUGAUGGCCCCACUACCUUCGCCCAGCUGGAGGAGUAUCGUGAUGAGCGUGGCCAUGAAAUGUAUGUCCUCAACAGGGCCAAGCCUGUGCUUCCUCCUGCUCCGCCAACAGCUGUGUCCACCACUAACCUGGGCUGUUCAGCACCAUCCGAUACCUCCAGCCACACCCUCUCCUCGGGCCCUGGCCAGACCAUGAGCCCCACUCUGGCCCCUGACAAGCAGCAGCAGCAGGAUGGUGACAUACGGACCAUGAGGAGAAUGGCAGGGGAAGGAGGGGAGGCAGAGCCCGUGAUCACAUUAGAGGCAGAAGGAAUGUUUCUCAACCACACAGGCCUCUUCAUAGACUCUCCCAUUGCUUAUGAGAUUCACUGCUAAAGGAAGAAAGCAAUCCUGGAAGACAGAGCAAAAUAUGUGUGUGACCCAGUGGUUUACAGCUCAGCCUUUCUUGUUUAUGGACUAACAGGAGGCCAUUAUUGGGAUGUACCAAAAAAGGCACAGAAGUACUUUUCUGUGUGAAAGGAUUUUCCUUCUGCAAAACUACACUGACAAAUGUUAACGGAGUCAAUUCCAGUACAAAGCAGAGCUCAAACUCUGUCUGACCUCUAAAACACAGACAUACUGUGAUGUUGUUUGCCAAAAAAGCGAGUAGGUGAGUGACUCGGAGUAUAGGAACCUCUGACUGACCACCAAGACAGCUUCACUGUCCUGCACAUGCUUAACUUUCACACAUUUUAGCAUUACUGGUGUGCUAACAUCUGCCCUGUCAAGACCUCAGAGCUCACUGGGAGGCUGAGUACAGGAAAGAGAGAAAUCAUGGCCCCCUCCGGUUCAUGAAUAUGUGGGAAAUCUGUGUUAUAUGGUCUAACUGCUGUCAGUGUCUGGAAGUUUUAAUUUAAUCCCAGGGUAGAAAUACAGUGCAUUUUGUAAUUAUAUAACUGUGUAGAAAAAGGUCAGUCUGAGUUUUAUUCUCAUUCUCUCUCAUCAUCAUUUUACUCAUCUGUGUUGCUUAGUGUCCUAACAGACACAAAAAAUGAAUCUCUCCUCUCUGUAGUAUGAACUGAGCUCAGUUUACCCCAACUCUUUUGGAUUUAUCCGUCUUUAUUGAUACUAGCAUGUGCGGUUGGGAAUGAAUCUGAGUUGCUGCUGAGUUUUCCAGUCCACACGGAGGCAGAGUUCUUAGCUGAGCAAAAAACAUCAGCUAUACGAUACGUAUUUGACUGCUUCUGAAUGAACGAGCUGCUGUGAUUGAGAAAUAAAGUUUUCAAAGCAGAAAGAGACAAGGCUCGAAAAAACAAGAAAUGAAGCUACCUGACUGAAUGUUUUUGCUUUUAAAUGAUCACGUGUGAAUUAUUGUUGCCUUUAUAAACUGAGAGAAUCUUUUGUCUCUUU